Molecule: messenger RNA, 3759 nt
Organism: Ahaetulla prasina
Lineage: Eukaryota; Metazoa; Chordata; Lepidosauria; Squamata; Colubridae
Gene: CCDC138
Product: coiled-coil domain containing 138
Exons: 15
Coding region: 57-2033 (658 amino acids)
Source: RefSeq, a predicted model, not a curated record
GUUGUUGUAAAAGGCGGGAGGGCAGCGGGAAGGCUUGCCUGGCUGGCUUUUCUUCCAUGGCGGCUUCCCCAGAGCUGAGCAGCUCGGUUGAGCGUUGGAGGAGACGUUAUCUAAGUAGAGAGGCUUAUCUUUUGGAUGUAACACAAGCCAAAAGUAAAAGUAGAAGGGCCCUGAAAGUUGCAGGAGAUAACUCACCUGAUGACACAAUUGCAUCUAUACUUAUAAAUUCCUCACAAUCAAAGCUGUACUGCAGAAGAAAGCAUAACAGAAGAUUUUUGGACUCCUCAAAAACUUUGAAAAAAUUGGCUUGGCCAGAUGACGAGUUGGAUUCUUUGUGCGAUUCAGACCAGCUUCAAAUACAGCCAGAACCAAUUGGAGAUUUUCUUGGAAAUGGUGAAAUCCAAAGUGAAGGCAUAUAUUCAGAAGCAGAUAUUACUCUGCCAUCCACUUUAGGAGUGACUGCUUACUGUGAUUAUAAUAAUGAUGGUGAUCCAGUAAGAGACAACGUGAGCUUUUCUGAAACCCAAGAGUUGAGUGGGGAAAGCAUGGUGACACCUCAGUUCAAUCAAAUUUAUCAUGAAUUAUUAAUCAUCAAUCAGAAGCUACAGCAAGAAAAAUUAAGUCAGCAAGAGUAUGCUUUGAAACUUCAAAAGAGAGAACGUUUCAUAACUCAACGGGAAAUCCAGCUUUGUAGGCAUGAGGCUGCUUUGAUCAAGAUAAAGGGCGUUGAAGAGGAAGUUCAUACAAAAUUUCAAAUUAUGAAGGAGCAACAUGCAGCUGAAAUAAAGCAGUUGUCCAAUGUCUUGAAAGAAAAAAUAAAGGAGAACAAAAGGCUGAAGACAUCAUUUGAAACAUUAAAGGAGCUGAAUGACACCUUAAAAAAACAGUUAAGUGAUGUGACUGAGCAAAACAAGAAGCUUGAAGUCCAGUCUCGAAAAGUACAGGCUCGUUUAGAGAAUUUGCAGAGAAAGCAUGAAUUUUUAUCAGUACAGAGAUCUAAAGAAGCCACAUUCCAAGACCGUAAAUCUGUGAAGUUAGAAAGAGCAAUAGCACCAGCAAAGGCCUAUAAAUUACCACUUAAUCCACAUGUCUAUAACUUGUUAACGGUACUAAUGGACUGGAUCUCAGAGCAGCACCUAUGCAAAUUGAUUGUUGAUGAAGACAAAGAAAAUAUUCCCAAGCUAACAGGCACACUUGUUUCCAGCAGAAACUGUAUAAAGGAGAAAUGUGUCAAGCUUUUGCCUCUAGUUGUGGAACAACUUCAAUGGUUGCCCUUUGUGAAUCCUAACCUGCACUUUCCUGUGGUUAAGUGUAUUUACUGGGCUGUAAGGCAGUUAAAUGGAAAUACCCAGCAUACAGCAAUGACCUCAACCAUGAGACGGCUGGGUGAAGAUUUAUUUAAAGGUGUUGUCCCUAAGGAAAGUCAACACAAUUCUUCUGAACAUGCUACUGAUUCCAAGCCCAAGGCUGCAUCUUUCUUUAAAAGUUGUAAUUUAUCUUUACGAGUUGUAUCAACUUUAAUUAUAAUCAAAGUGGUCACACAAGCUGAUUAUUUGGCACAAGCCUUUGAUUCACUUUGCAUUGAUCUGAAGACAGAGGAAGGGAAAGUCUUGUUUUUGGACUAUCAAGCUGUGCCUAUUAUAUUGACUCAUCUAAGAAUAUCAAGGAAAGGCAUCCUUUCCAAUGCCAUUGACAGUUUACUUCAGAUGACAACAGAAUCUAGGUAUUUGAAUCGUUUUCUGGAAACCUGUAGUAAUGAACUCUUUUUCCGGACUUGUUCAGUGCUGCUUCGCAGUUCUAAUCUUGAUAUUCAGCUCCUGGAGAAACUCAGCAUUCUGCUCCAAAAACUUUCGAAAAUCAAGAGUAAUAAGAAGAUGUUUGAGCUCUUUACUCUCCAUCUGAUGAUUCAAGAACUACUGAGGACAGCACAUCCAGAUCACACGUUUUUGUGCAUUAACCUCAACUCAAUUCUCUUUAAUUUGGGAUUAAUAAAAAACAAUCCUAUUGAAAGUAAUGAAAAUGCAAGUGACUAGCAGGCUGCAUUUUAUAAAAUGUUGUUUCCAGUGGCUUGUUUAUGUUACAUGAAUUAACAAAAUGUGGAAUGGGAAUUGCCACAAUAGGUAUCUCAGUUGUACCAGUCUUCAGAAUACUAUUUUAGUUAGAACUGCUUUAAUAGGAAUUGUCUGUUUUAUAGUGCUAGAUUGCUUACCUUUAAGUACUUUAUUUGUUUUAGACUGGUCUUCAGCCAAAAGACAGCACCUCACAAUACAUUAUUCUUGCAAUGAGAACAAUGCCACCAAAGCUGAAUAGUAUCAUAUGGGAUAGCAUAUACCGUAUUUCUCCGAAAAUAAGACCCUUUCUUAUAUUUUUUUGAACCCUGAAAUAAGCACUUGGCCUUAUUUUUGAGGAAGUCUUAUUAUUUUGGAGCGUAUGGAGAAAGAUGGGGCUCCUCCUUGCCAUCUUACCUGAUUUCCAGCUCUGUCAUGGACAGAGGACAUGGUGGGAACCAGCUAUUUUCGGGGAGGCUAUUUUAGAGCGUGCACUCAAAAGCCAGAUUGGGCUUCUUAUCUGGGGAGGGCUUAUUUUCAGGGAAACAGGAUAGUAUCAUUUUGCAUAAGUAAUCUUGCAUCCACUAGGGCAGGGCAGGCAAUCAGUAUGCAGAAACCACACUUUGAUUUUUCUUCCCUUCCACAAUGCUUGAAGCAUGACAGUGAUGGGGCCAUAUUUCAGCCCAUUUUCUUGGUUCAUUUGGGGAACAGCUAAGAGAUAAAAUAUGAGCAUUGCAGAGUUUUCCAGAAGUUUAAUGCAUCCAACUUUGUUUAGAAACCAUGAAAAAAUCAUGGCACAAAGUUUUGAAAGUUAACUGGAGCCAGAGGAGUGGAGUUGAAUGUCUGAUGACCUGCAGGUUGAUCACUAGGACAGUACAAAAAGAAUCAGAAUAUUUUUACCUGGGCAGCUGGGCUUUCUCUAGAGAUGCUCAUUUUCUUCCUCAUAACACUUGACCCCAAGGUAUCUGAUAAUUGACAGAAUCAGAUUUCCCAGCACUUAUUGCAGCAAUACAAUGAGAAAAUACUGUAUAACCAUUGAGGUCGAUGGUAUGUCCUUUCAUUAAAUACACGUUUAGCUGUUUUGUGGAGGCUAUUAGUAGCUGAAAAGAUUUUUGUUGGCCUAUGAAAAGAAAGCAUUGAUUCUUAGCUGAGUUUCCAAGAGUACUUUUGUCAGUGUUGGAAAUGCCCCAAACCUGAAUGUGGAGUACCUGAAGACUGUUGCUGUGUGAGACAUCCUUAGAAGAAGCCUUCUUUUCUUCAGACCAUUUCAGAUAAUACACAAUAAUAAAAAUGUGCAACCUUUGAAACUUAUUUUAAAUACAUCCUUCAAUGCUCAAAUAUUUAAGGUAUAUCUUUAAAGAACCUGAAAACAUGCAGCUGCUUUAAGGAGGCACAUUAAAAGACACAACUGCUUUAAAGAGAUUCUGUGCCUUUGCUCAAAUGCAUUCCAAAGAACCUUUUUUGAAUCAUUAUUGAGCAGAGUUUUUUUUCCCUGAUUUCUUUGUUAGAAAAAGCCCAGUUAUUGAAAACAGUCUUGACAGACACUAAUUUGUUUUUUCUGAUAUUUUCUAUACGAUAGGCUGGGUCUCAUAAGGGUCACAAAAAGAUUUAUCCUUUAUGUGUGUUUAUUUUUUUAUUGUCAUGUUACAGUGACCACUCCGAAAUGUCUUUAUGUAUCAUUUUAAUGUAAUAAAAUUACAAUUUAAAAUCA